Eucalyptus grandis is the source of this 639-nucleotide messenger RNA. Its product is annotated as loganic acid O-methyltransferase. Gene Ontology annotation, molecular function: S-adenosylmethionine-dependent methyltransferase activity. NCBI's taxonomy places the organism in Eukaryota, Viridiplantae, Streptophyta, Magnoliopsida, Myrtales, Myrtaceae. The coding region runs from base 37 to 639 and encodes 200 amino acids. The transcript has 2 exons. Gene Ontology annotation, biological process: methylation. The record is from RefSeq and is a predicted model, not a curated record.
CGGGCGAGGGAGAGGCACAGAGAGAUUACCACGGCGAUGGGGGGACCGUCUAAUGCGUUUCCGAUGAACGGCGGAGAAGGGCCUCACAGCUACUCCAGAAACUCCUCAGGCCAGAGAAAAUUUAUAGACAGGGCCCGCAAACUCAUCCAGGAGGCAGUAGCCGAGCAUCUCAACAUCGAAGCAUUCUCUUCCUCCGGAGCUUUUCUCGUCGCUGAUCUCGGUUGCUCGGCCGGGCCCAACACGUUGUAUGCUGUGAGCAACGUUCUUCAAGCAGUAGAGCAGAAGUGCCAAUCCCUAGGACUCGACUCUCAAAUCCUGGAAUUCCAAGUAUUCUUCAACGAUCAUGUGGGGAACAAUUUCAACACCCUCUUCAGAUCACUCCCACAAGACCGGCGAUAUCAUGCGGCCAGCGUGCAGGGUUCAUUCUUCGCCGCUUAUUCCCCAAAAACUGUCUCCACUUUGUUUACUCUUCCUUCGCUCUUCAUUGGCUUUCAGGAGCUCCAAAAGAAGUUCAGGACGAGCUCUCCAGCCUGGAACAAAGGGAGGAUAUUUUACCCCAAUGCGAACAAAGAUAUCAUCAAAGCAUAUGCAGCUCAAUUUGCUAAAGACAUGGAGGUUUUUCUCCGUGCUAGAGCGUAA